AUGUCCGGAACCUCCAACGUCGGCAACCGCGCUCUCUACGAGGCGGGCGACCAGCGCAACUACGCGGACAACGAGGUCCAGAACGCCGAGCGCUACAAGGAGGGCAAGCCCAACAGCCACUUGGCGCAGGACUCUAAGGACGAGCGCACCAUCGCCAACAAGCUCGCCCGCGAGGAGAAGCGCGAGCACGAGGCCGAGCCCGAGUCGCUCGAGCACCAGCGCCUCGAGAAGGACGCCACGCUGCCGGCCAGGGCCCACGGCAACGCCCCCAGCAAGGGCGCCCAGCUCGACCAGGAACUGCGCGAGGAGGACGAGGCCGCCCUUAAGGCCAAGGGCCACUGGGGCUCGAAGCAGUAG
Aplosporella prunicola CBS 121167 is the source of this 357-nucleotide messenger RNA. RefSeq lists its product as uncharacterized. Bases 1 to 357 code for a protein of 118 amino acids. The record is from RefSeq and is a predicted model, not a curated record. Lineage: Eukaryota; Fungi; Ascomycota; Dothideomycetes; Botryosphaeriales; Aplosporellaceae. The transcript is spliced from 3 exons.